AUGAAGGAAGAUCAUACAAAUAUACAAGAAUCAGAGAUUAAGUACAAUAAUAACAGAAACCAAGGUCCCAUGGAUGACGAAGCUAGUUCUUCCAAAUUAUCAUACUCUCAUGUCAGUGACAUUGGGUCGCAUCAAACAACCACUUCUGAAGAAAAUUUGGAUAACAUUUCGAGAUAUAUAAGAUCUAUAUCUUCAUUAGGAAGCGAAGAAUCUAAAGGCCAUCUUGAAUUGUCAAUUCAUAAAGAGGCUAAAACAAUCAUUAAAAAUUUUGUAAAAGAUGCUAAAGAGCAAGGGAUGCAUAUUAGGGAAGCUGGUGUCAUAAUAAAAGAUUUAUCAAUGGAGGUUGCUGAUAGAUCAACUAAAGAAGGUAAAACGUUUGCCGAUGUUUUACUUUUCCCAUUAACAUUAUUUCGAGAACUUCAAAGACUGAAACAUACUCCAAAGAAGAAGAUAUUAAAAAGCAUUAAUGGAGUUGCUGAACCAGGUAAAAUUGUUUUAGUUUUAGGUAAACCUGGCUCUGGUAGUACCACGUUAUUGAAAAUAAUUGCAGGUGAAGGUAGUCAGUGUCACGGUAAACAAGCUGGGACUGUCUUAUACGAAGGAAUAUCCCAAGAAGAAAUGAUUAAGAAAUAUAAAUCAGAUUUAAUUUAUAAUGGAGAAGAUGAUGUUCAUUUUCCACAUUUAACUGUACAGCAGACAUUAGAUUUUGCUAUUUCUUGUAAAAUACCUGAGAAAAGAGUUAAUAAUAUUUCAAAGAAAGAAUAUUUAAUAAAGACUAGGGAACUGUUAGCUACAAUUUUUGGAUUAGAAAAUACCUAUAAUACAAAAGUUGGUAAUGAGUAUGUUAGGGGAAUAUCUGGAGGAGAGCGAAAAAGAGUCUCUUUAGCUGAAGCAAUGUGUUUAAGAGGCACUGUAUAUUGUUGGGAUAAUGCUACAAGGGGGUUAGAUGCAUCAACCGCUCUUGAAUAUGCACAGGCUGUCAGAAUAAUCACAAAUCUCUUAAACUCCACAGCUUUCAUAAGUCUUUAUCAGCCUAGUGAAAAAAUAUACAAUUCUUUUGAUGAUGUCACAGUAUUAUAUCAAGGGAGACAAGUAUAUUUUGGUCCAACUACUGAUGCUAAAAACUAUUUCGAAAAGAUGGGAUAUGAAUGUCCUCCCAGACAAUCAACUGCCGAAUUUUUAACGUCCGUCACUGAUCUAAAUGGUUACCAUAAAUUUAAAGAUGGUUUUGAGAAAAAUGUGCCAAAAACUGCCAUUGAUUUUGAAAAUUAUUGGGUCAAUUCACCGGAAUAUCAAGAAUUACUCAGAAGAAUACAAAACUACGAAGGUCAUGUAAACCCAGAGAAAGCUGAACAAAUCUACGAUACUUCAAUAAUGGAAGAAAAACCAAAAUACUCACAGUUGAGUUCACAUUAUAUGAUCACUUAUUUUGAACAAGUAAGAAUUUGCACUAUUCGUGGCUUCCAAAGAAUAUACGGUGAUAUGAACUAUACAGUUAUUAACAUAGUAGCUGCAGUUAUCCAAGCUUUCAUUAUAGGUUCACUGUUUUAUAAUACUCCUGUCUCAACCACAGGUGCAUUUUCUAGAGGUGGUAUAUUAUAUUUCGCUUUAUUAUAUUAUUCAUUAAUGGGUUUAGCAAGUGUAACAUUCGAUCAGAAGUUAAUAGUGCAUAAACACAAAAGUUAUUGUUUAUAUCAUCCCUCAGCUGAAGCGCUAGCAUCGACGAUAGCAGCAUUCCCAUUCAGACUAAUUGGUUUAACAUUAUUCUUAAUUAUAUUGUAUUUUUUAUCAAAUCUGAGGAGAACCCCAAGUGCGUUCUUUAUAAUAUACUUAUUUUUGAUUAUUGGUGCUGAAUCUAUCAACUGCUUAUUUCAAAUGAUCGGUGCUGCAUGCAACACCUUAGCUCAAGCAAAUGCAAUUAACGGUAUUUUAAUGCUGUCAUUAUCUAUGUAUUCAACUUAUAUGAUACAACUACCUCAAAUAAAGCCAUGGUUUAUUUGGAUAGCUUAUAUUCUUCCUUUAAGAUAUGCGUUUGAGGCAAUGCUUCUAGCAGAAUUCCAUGGAAGAAAUAUGGAUUGUGGAGGAACUUUAGUCCCAAGCGGGUCAGGAUAUAGUGACGCUAGUAGUCAGCAUCAAGUAUGCGCAUUCAUAGGAUCAGAACCGGGCCAGAAUGCAGUCCUUGGUGAUAAUUAUUUAGAAGUGCAAUAUGAAUAUAAAUAUUCACACUUAUGGAGAAACUUCGGUAUACUCUGGUGUUUCCUGUUAGGAUAUUUAGUUAUAAGAGCCCUCAUAACUGAGUUUAAACCUACAAUGAGCUCUAAUGCAAACAUAUUAAUCCUAAAAAAGGGGAUCGGAAAACAUAGACUUCCAUCAGAUGAAGAGGCACAACCCCUAGAGUAUUCAGAGGAAACUAACAGUAUUGGUAGUAAUUACAAUAUUUCGAAAAAGACUACUACCACCCUUUUUAGAGGUUUGCAGAGUACCGAAAUAUUGCGAUGGUCACAAGUAUCAUACACAAUACCUUUUAAAACGGGUGAUAAGCAACUUCUAAAUAAUAUUUCUGGAUAUUGCGUUCCAGGAAAAUUAACAGCGCUGAUGGGUGAAUCAGGCGCAGGAAAAACGACAUUAUUAAAUGUUUUAUCGAAACGAAAUGAGUUUGGGAUAAUUACUGGAGAUAUUUCAGUCGGUGACACACCAAUUGAUUCGAGUUUCGAAAGAAGAAUAGGAUAUGUACAACAACAAGAUGUACAUAUAGCCGAACUUACAGUGAGAGAAUCUUUACAGUUUUCAGCGAGAUUGCGUCGACCUGAAUCUAUUUCAGAUGACGAAAAGUUGGAAUAUGUUGAAGACGUUCUAGAGAUCUUAGACAUGGAGGAAUAUGCUGAUGCACUUGUUGGAGAAGUCGGAAUGGGACUAAAUGUGGAACAGAGAAAAAAAUUAUCAAUUGGUGUCGAAUUGGCCGCUAAACCUGAUUUAUUAUUAUUUUUAGAUGAACCGACAUCUGGGUUAGAUUCACAAUCAGCUUGGGCAAUAGUCAGAUUAUUAAAACGUCUUUCUCAGUCUGGACAAUCGAUACUCUGCACUAUUCACCAGCCUUCUGCAACGCUUUUUGAGGUAUUUGAUAGAUUACUACUAUUACAAAAAGGUGGAGAAACUGUUUACUUUGGGGAUAUAGGUAAAAAUUCAAAUACUUUAAUUCGUUACUUUGAAAACCAUGGUGCUCGAAAAUGUGAGGUAUCUGAAAACCCUGCUGAAUAUAUCUUGGACGUUAUUGGAGCUGGCGCAACCACUCAUAAUGAUGUCAGUAUGGCUGAUGUGUGGGUUAAUUCUGAGGAAUGUAAAAAUUCUGAAGAAGAUCUAGCAAAUUUGAUAACAGAAGGGAAUGUUAAUAAUGAACAUGGAGGUAACGUCUCAAAAAAAUAUGCGACGUCCUAUUGGUACCAGUUUAAAUAUGUUCAAGCACGGACAUUCACCAUAUUCUGGAGGGAUCUAAAUUAUCUUGUAUCCAAACUAAUGCUAUUUAUGGUUGGUGGACUCUAUAUUGGAUUCACAUUUUUUCACGUAGAUAAUAGUUUCAUUGGAUUACAAAAUUCUCUAUUUGCUGCUUUCAUAGCUAUCAUUCUGUCAGCUCCUUCAAUUAAUCAAAUACAAAGUAGAGCAAUAAUCUCUAGAGAUUUAUUCGAAGUGAGAGAGUCUAAAUCUAAUAUGUUUCACUGGUCUCUCCUGGUGUUAACAGAGUAUAUAGCAGAACUACCCUUUCAUUUAUUUGUUUCAACUAUUUUCUUUGUCAGCUUUUACUUUCCUGUAGGUCUAUUUUUUGAAGCUUCCCGGUCAGCUGUGUUCUUUUUAAAUUAUUGUAUUGUUUUCCAACUUUUCUUUAUUGCCUUGGGACUAUUAGUCUUAUAUUUAUCACCAGAUAUCCAAUCAGCUAAUGUUUUAAUGGGUCUCGUAAUCUCAAUGUUGGUAGCAUUCUGUGGUGUUGUACAACCUGAGUAUUUAAUGCCUGGAUUCUGGACCUUCAUGUUUAAAGCAUCCCCUUACACAUAUUUUGUCCAAAACCUGGUUGGAAUUAUGUUGCACGAAAAGCCGGUAAUUUGUACGUCUAAAGAAUAUUCUUACUUCAACCCACCCCCAGGACAAACAUGUGGAGAAUACAUGCAAGUGUAUUUAAAUGAACAUACUGGAUAUAUCAAUAAUCCCGAGUCAACAACAAAUUGUGCAUAUUGCACAUACUCUGUUGGGGAUCAAUAUUUAGCGAGAAUAGGUGCACAUUAUAGUAACUUAUGGAGAAAUUUUGGAUUUUUCUGGGCAUUUAUUUUAUUUAACAUUGGGGCUAUGUUGGCAGUUUAUUAUCUGUUCCAUGUCAAAAAUCUAGGAUUCCAGCAAAAGGAAAACAUAAGGUAUUUCUUCAAUAGAAUUCGUCAAUUCCUCAGAAUUUCAAAACAAAAGAAAUAG
Messenger RNA from Tetrapisispora phaffii CBS 4417, 4455 nucleotides. RefSeq names its product ATP-binding cassette transporter SNQ2 (gene SNQ2). The transcript has a single exon. The coding region runs from base 1 to 4455 and encodes 1484 amino acids. The record is from RefSeq and is a predicted model, not a curated record. Gene Ontology annotation, molecular function: ABC-type transporter activity; ATP hydrolysis activity; ATP binding. NCBI's taxonomy places the organism in Eukaryota, Fungi, Ascomycota, Saccharomycetes, Saccharomycetales, Saccharomycetaceae. Gene Ontology annotation, biological process: transmembrane transport. Gene Ontology annotation, cellular component: membrane.